UAGGAUUGAUAAAAGUCUGAAAUGUGGACGCAGCAUUUGGUUACGACAUGCGUGGAAUGUAUCUGACAUAUUCGAACUACAUGUGCUUUCAAUGCCUAUGAAAAAAAAGGUAAUUUAUUAUUCUUCUUAAUACACAUCACAGUCGCCAGGACAUGACCUACAAGUAUGUAGCACGGGCUUCACGAAAUACAUACCUACCUAGUAACUUGAAAUGGAGAAUUAAUUUCGGUUCUUAAUAUUAGCUUGAUUAUGAGAAAGUAAUAUAGUCAUUAACAAAAUUGAUGACUAACAUACUGACUGGCACAAGGCAAAUUCGACUUGUUUUGAUGACAGCUCUAGACAUGACAACCGGGCUACUAGAAGUAAUUUUAAAGAAAUGUAUUAUAAACUCGGAAAACUUUGUCACGCACGACAUUAGCCAGGUCAGAAUAGUCUGUCAAAAAAUGUACUCAAAAACCGAUCAAUACAGAGCCACAGAAGGAUAAUAAAAUCGAUUAUCGAAUAAAUCAAAUUUACAAGAACUAUGUAGUCACACUAGCCACAUCAAAAUAAAUUGGAUAAGGUUUAUUAAACCCACUAAAUAUUACAGAACAUACAUCAAAGUCAUUACAGCAAAAAUAUAAUUAAAUCCUAUUGAGUCCAACUAUUAACUGUCGGAGUUUGACUAAAUAGUUUCUAAUACCUAUAUAAAAUUAAUAAAGCUAAAUAUAGAAGUCGUUAAUAGAAAGCAUUAAUAUUUCUGCCGGCAGUUGGGAUGGAAACCACGUUUGGUAUUUGGGCACAACAUGGUAUUAUUUAUGACUACAUUUAAGAUGAGAUUUGUCGAUGUUAACCAAACGAUAUAUAGGGAAAAUGCCGCCCGUGUGUUUUUUGUUACAUAUUUUCAAUUAAUAACACAGUGGGCAAAGGUAUAUAAAAGUAUUCUUGUAUUCCAAGGGCUAAGUGUUGCUUGUGCUACCAAGGAAGAGAUUUAUCUACCUAUAUGUUCGAGGAAUAAGUGUAGGUAAUUACAUAUUUACUUACUAAACAGGUACUAAUUUUCUAAAGUGCGAACCAAUUAUGGACCAAUUGCAGGAAGGGUGUGACAUUCAAUAACCUGUGCGGCAGAAAUAGUUACCUAUAAUUUAAACAAAUCUGUUCCCAAAGCCAUUAUAUUUUUAUGUCAAUAGAUCACGGUUUGACCGUGAUUCAUUUAAUUAAUUUCGUGAUCCGAAAGGUCCGGAUUGUGCUGAGCGAUAUGGCGUUACCGCGCGUUGCAUGCAGAUUGAAAACUCUACGACCGUAGGGCAGUCGUGUCGGACUCGAACGCGGGAAUCGCGGGAAAUCGGACUGUCUAUGGUUUUAAGUGUUUUUUUUUUCUGUGGACGGAUUAUGGUUUGGAUUGAAUUUUAGUGGAGUUUUAAGAAUAACGGAAUGAAAUGUGAUGCUUUGAUAGGGCUGGCGGGAACACAAAGAUGAUUGAGCACGAAAAUUCAAACUUCCACAAGAUGCGAGUCCAAAAGUCAGAAGCCACCUAGUGACAAGCAGAGAAUGACUGGCCGAGCGUAUCUGUGAAUUAGUUGCGCGUACUCCAACAGAGAUGGCGCUGAUAUUGCUUCUGGUGUUGGCGGUCGGUGCUGGCGCUUCCACACCGGGCGGAGAGGUGGCGCUGGCGAACGUUACGAGAUUCGCUACCGGAGAUGCGUUUGCCCUCGUCAGCUCCGACUGUGGAAUGACGCGCUGCAUGGAGGAAUCUCACGGCACCGCGCUGCCCAUGGGCGGCCAGGGCUGCGUGUGUCAAUGCGGCCAAGAUACACCCGCGUUUCGUGAGGACCAGAGGACGUGCGUCGGCCAUAUAGACGAAUGCGUGAUGGCGAGCUUCGGCCGCGGCGCGACGAAGCCGCAGAUCCCACUGGUGUUUUUGCCGAUGAAAGGACAAAUCAUGUACCCUUCCAAAGAAAUUAUUUUUACGGACGUGGACGACGCGGUUUGCGCAGUAACCAGUGCGCAGUAUCUGUCUCCGUCUGGGUGGGUGACGCUGCGAGAUCUACUCGACAAUGAUGUGCCGUUUGGACUGUAUCGGGAUGAGGGAAGCACUUUCUUGCAGUGGCGAGGCUCAACAACGCUUCACAACCGUCUGGAUGGCCGGCUGGUGGCAGUUCACGUGCUGUGCUCGGCUCCGACACCAACCCGCCUGGCUGCCUCAUGUGCGGCCUUCCGUGUGGCUGGUGCCUCACAUAACAUUGACGUCCGUUCGAUACCUUUCCAUGCUGGAGAAAUUGUAACAGCAGAGCCUGCGACACAAAGCCAAGGUCUAAGCGUUUUGGAAUCCUUAGCCAUCGGAGUUUGUGUCUUGAUGCUGGUCUUCGUCUACGCAGCAGGCAUUGUUUUCUAUGUCCAUUAUAAACAGAGGCAGAAGAGAAAGGAGAAGGACCCUGAAAUGAACUUCUCAUCGACCAUGUCCACUGAUAAUGGUUCUACGUUAGACUCUAGAAUAGGGUUGGAUAGCAUGAGAAUGAAAACAAAUCCCUUGAUGAAAUUGGAUGGAGAUUUCCUAAAUGACGCCGGAUUGUCAGAUGUUAGUGAACGCACUGAAGAAACAAUGGAUUCAUAUACUUCAGAAAAGUUCCAGAAAAUGAAUCCCAACGUGGUGUCUGCGAUGGUUCACACUAGUCGUAUGAAGAAAAAACCCGUACGGCCUUCAAAGCGAACCUCAACGACACCGGAGCGCGUGAUAGAACGACUGCAAAGACGUUCUGCGUCUCCAGACACAUUCGAGCGAGCUCCGCAUUCGGACUUGUCUAUUGUGGACUAUCGAGUGGAAAAUGCGGUCAAUCAACCGCCGCAUUCGAAUGGUGAACCAGCCAUUAGGAGGAAGUUAUACUUCAAUCCUGUAUUCUUUGAAACAGAACAUUUGAAGAAUCCGCCUCCAGCCGCUCUUGAAUUUCUCGUGAAAAUCCGAGAAGUCAUGUCGAUCGCCAAAGAGAAGAUGACAUCUAAAAGAUUUAUCCCGAUUUUGUCAGAUAUUCCAGAGGAAGAAUUAUAUCAUACUAUUGACCUAGGUUGGGAUAUUCCAUGCGCGAGGCGUGGGCGUCGAUUCAGUGCUAUUAGCUUGAAACGAGAAAAUAGUCGAAGAGCCGUUCACUGCGGUGGAUGUCCAGGUUGCAAUAGUAGCGAGAGAGAACAGAAAGCCGCAGUUGCUUUGGCUCGAUCUAACUCGUGCAAAACGUGCGUUAGUGAUGACUACAAGCAGAAGAUCGUACGUAAAUGGUUAGAUGAUGUACCUUUACCGCCCAAUUCAACAAAAUCUGUUAAACCAGUUGCUGUAGCUAAAGUCAGUGGAACUCCGAGAGUAAGUGAACCCAAAACUCCUGAGCUACCUCGUCAAAGCCCAGAACCAAUCAGGAUUGAGGUACCUAAGCCUACCAAAAUCACGGGAACCAAUUUAAAGGAAGCUUUACAUGCUAUUCCCCAUGUACACUUAGACAGUAGGAAAGAGGUUAGACGGGGGUCAGAUCAAAAAAUUACUAAAGAGGAUAAUGCGAUAGACAGUGUAAAUGAAGAACCAAAAACAAAAGCUCCUACAAUGGUUACACUCGACAAACGAAGUCCAUCGAGUCACGCUACUCGACGUGUCCGAAAAAGAUUACCGCCACCGCCUCCGCCUCCUGAUAUGCCACCACCCAUUCCAAAAACUGAAGAACAACCUGUUGCCCCUGAAGUAAAGGCUAAAAUGCAAGCCGUUAUACAGGAACUAAAUCAGUGUCGGCGAGGUGAGCCCAAAGAACUAGAAGAGCUAAAAACUGAAACCAUUGCACCAAUUUCCCCCAAAAUCGUUAUUCCAGUUUUAGCAGCUGACUCGCAUUAUUUCAGUGACGAUAAUCUCUUAGAAACUAGGCGACGGGAAUCAUUCAUUGAUUUUGACAGUUUAGAGCGCAAUAAUUUAUUAAAAAAGAGGAGGUUCUCUUUAGCUUGCGGUCCUGAAAUAUCAAUGAGAGACAUAACACCAUACCAGCCACAUAUACCCACCCCUAAACAGAGAUUGUCACAAAGUUGGCGCGAUGUCAGAAAAGCGGUGGAAGGUUAUCAAGUGUCAAGCGCGGCCUCAGUUGAUUCUGAAUAUGAAAACCGAAGUCUACCAGUGAGCGAAGUCUUUAUAAAUACCAUGGAGCCUUUGUAUAAUAACUUACCUAAACCCGGGGCCUUGACUAUUCAAGUGAGUGGCUCUCCAGUAGAGAAGAGGCGUAACCUAAAUGACGACUUUGAUCCUGAUACAUUAGAUAGAAAGCCAAGGCGCGAAGUCAAGAAACGCGUGGACAAGAUUCUUCUGAAAUCUGGAGGCAGCUUCAAGCACAAAUUUACGGAGAUAGAUAGUAAAGAGAGUAAAUCUCCCGAUAUUGGGUUGACGAGAAAGAUUGGCAGCCUGAGACAAAUUUAUGAAGCUAAAACAAAGGUACAAGAUGAUUCAUUACGGUUGUCAUUCUAUGAAAGGCGAGGUAGUGUACCUUAUGGAAGCGAAGAAGUAUCGAGAUUCGUAGCUGCUCUUAAGACUCCUGAUCUGAUAAGGCAAGUCAAUGUGCAACAAGAUGUUAGGCCACCGGUGCCACCAAAACAGCGGCAGCCAAAUCUUUCUCCGAAAUUUUCCACUCCAACCCGUGAAAGUCCACCAGGUGAACGGAGAAGAGCUUUAGAAGAGAGAGAUCGAUUCCCUCCAUAUUCGAGAGCCGAGAACCUCAACGCCCGACGAUCCGGACGCAGACUACCCCGAACCAGAUCGCGUAGAACCGAUCUGAGGAAACUUUACAAAACCGAGGACUCUGGAUACAUGAGCACAGACUCCAACGAAUCCAAGCGCAGGGCAAGAUACUUGAUGCAGCUGCGACCGCCAAAAACUGUUGUACCUGAACACACAAUGAUGCCAUCUAUAACCGUAACUAAUAAGACACCGCCUCUACAAAUCGAAUCUGAUACUGAUGAUUUAGAGUCGCUUUGCGACGGUCGUAGUGAGUCGGGGGGAGAAAGCGUUGAAACAGAUUCAGUUUUCUUUGGUAACUUUGACGAAUCCAAACAAAUGCUGGCUGAGUUAGGAAUGUACAGUUAUGAAGGUCAAAAAAGGAUACAAAGUCAAGAGCAGAUUGACUCUGGGUUCAUGGGUGAGACGAAUAUAAUUUUAAGUGGAGACAGUGAUUCGGAGCACAGGAGUGUCAUUUCGAUAAUAGCGGGUCGCGACGGGCGCGCCUCGGCCGCUUCCAUUGCACAAUUAGAUGACCCCCCAUUCGUUCACUCUGUUGAAUGUUAAUGAACACCAGAGAGGAGUAAUCAUUAAAGAUUGCUAAUCUAUAAAUUCUGACUUUGAGUUUACUAACAGGGAUUUGUAAUAUGAGCGAGGUUUUAUCGCAACGCUAUACAAAAAGGCACAGCCACUUCUUUUAAUUAGUGUCAUUUAGACAAACUCAUUAUUCAGUUAGGAAAUAUGCCGAUUAGGAGUCAUUAUUCUUUACUUUUCUGUGUCACAAUUAUGUACAGAAUACUUAUUGUUUAAAUGUAAAUAAUGUUAUAUGUGUCAAGUAAGUAUGAGAUUAUUUUUCUUAAGUGUCAUUGACAUUUUUAUACAUCAUAUCACGAUUUUUUGUUUUAUUUGUUUGAUUUAUUACAUUGUUAUUUGCUUGACAAAACUUAAACAAGUGCCUAGUAAAUUAAUAGAUAAAGUCCGACUUUACCUCAAUAUACGUACAUGGUUUGGAAUAAUCCAAAAAAUAAUCAAGAAAAUUGUAUAAAUAUUAGUUCAUAAUCAUACAGCCCACCAUUGAUGUAAUUGUAUGUUGUUGUUUAAACAUAAAUAAAAAAUAGAUUGUAUCAUUUAAAUCGGAUAUUGUCAUAAAAUUAAUAAUAGUUUUCUUUUUUAAUUUUUAAUUUGUUCGUUUACGUUAAUUGUCUAUGUUGUUGAUAAAGAUGUAUAUUCAAUAACCGGCCGGUUGUGCAAUUAAAUUAUAUUUUAUAUCUAGUGGAUCCGAGAUGGAAAUUUUUGGAUGAAUUUAAUAACUAUUUUAUAUCGUUAAGACCUUUUUUAAUUUCAUUAAUUCCAUUGAAUUUAGCGAUCUAAAUUAGUCAUACGUUUCAAAUGUUUCAAUACCUAACUUUCGGUUACUGGUCCUUAACUAUGAAAAAUAUUUUUUAAAUUCGUUUUUUAUGGAUUGUUCUCUGGUGUUUGGUACGGAUUAGAGGCUCAAAUAUUUAUUGGAUUUAUUACGUUUAAAAAGUUGUUUAUUAUAUAGGGAUUAAAUACAUAAGUUAGAGAAAUGAAUAUUUUUGUACUUUGUUUUUCUACAAAGCAAUAUUGAAAAUAUUGUCGUGUGAAUAAAUUGUUUUAUUUUUA
Cydia pomonella (codling moth) is the source of this 6355-nucleotide messenger RNA. RefSeq lists its product as uncharacterized. Gene Ontology annotation, cellular component: cell cortex. The transcript has 10 exons. The coding region runs from base 1580 to 5278 and encodes 1232 amino acids. NCBI's taxonomy places the organism in Eukaryota, Metazoa, Arthropoda, Insecta, Lepidoptera, Tortricidae. The record is from RefSeq and is a predicted model, not a curated record. Gene Ontology annotation, biological process: imaginal disc-derived wing hair organization.